AGCAGCUUUCUCAAAACAGAGACAGCAGCAUCAAUCCAGCAGCAGUGUCGGAGAGAGGGAAGAAGGCAUUGAAGUUCCAUUAAUUACUGCUGCCGUUGGUGCACACAUUGUAACCCCCUUGGCAUGCUAGAUUGUUGCACAGCGGUCUGUCAGAGCAGUAUUAGCAACAGCUGGGCUCUCAGAGUGAGAUGUACUGUGGCUAAACGAGGCAAGACUGGAAAACUACUCAGCUCUGGGUUCCGACAUGCUAGGGAAAGACUACAUGCUGGCUAUCAUCCUAGUCAACUGUGAUGAUAACAUUUGGAAUGACCAGAACCUGGAGCCGGACUCUGAUCUCCCGCCUGGAUGGAGGACUAUCAGUGACAGCACAGGGACAUAUUACUGGCACAUACCCACAGGCACCACCCAGUGGCAGCACCCUGCUUACAGCUCUGAUGGGGACCAAGCUGCAGUGAGUGGGAUCACCACCACUGACCAAAAGAGGUGGAGUUCCAGAGGCAGGCAGAUUGAGAGUCCACUGACCUCAAUAAGUGACAGGAGCUCACAUCCCUGGCAGGAGGAGGAUUAUUUCGGGACCAACAGUGACCCCGACUCCAAGUGUUUUGCGGUGCGCUCGCUGGGCUGGGUGGAGAUCCCAGAGGAAGACCUGACUCCAGGGAAGAGCAGCCUCGCCGUCAAUAACUGUAUCCAGCAGCUGUCCCACAGCAAGUGUGAGGACCGGGACACCAUGGGGGCCUGGGGAGAGGGUCAGGACAUGGUGAUGAUUCUCAAGAAGGACACCCUCAGCCUGGUCGACCCAGUGGACCACAGCCUCAUCCACUGCCAGCCAAUCAUCCAUAUCCGAGUGUGGGGCGUGGGCUGCAACAAUGGCAGAGACAGAGAUUUUGCCUUCGUCGCUAGUGACAAAGACACCUGCAUGCUGAAGUGCCAUGUCUUCCACUGUGACGUCCCUGCAAAGGCCAUCGCCACAGAGCUCCAUGAGAUGUGCUCAAAGAUAAUGGCAGAACGAGCAACAAUGCACUCCUCCAUGCCCCGGUCUCUGACAAUGGAGAGCAUCUCACCUGAAGAUUUACCUCUACAAGUCACUUUCCUGGAUGCAGUGAGACAGAGCGUUCAGAAGUUUCAGGUGCUGUACAUUGGACAACUACCUGUCCCCAGGGCUAUGGGGAUGGAAGUGCUGAACAGAGCAAUUGAGAAUAUCAUGAAUUCAGGAGAUAAAGGUGGAUGGGAGCCCAUGGCACUGCAUGUGUCUGACACCAUCUUGUCACUGUGGAAAGGGGAGGAUGGGGACGACCCAUUUUGGGAAUGCCAGGUGUGCUACCUGACCUUCCUGGGGGUGGGGCAGGACACUCACACAUUUGCUGUGAUUGUGGACAUGGGGCGACAGCGAUUCGAGUGCUGCGUGUUCUGGUGUGAGCCUGACGCUGGCCACAUCUCAGAGGCUGUGCAGGCUGCUUGCAUGGUGCAGUACCAGAAAUGUUUGGUGGCCCAGACCCCUCCGUUGCGGUCCAAGAUUUCUCGCUCCGGGGCCAAAAUUAAGCGAGCCGCCUCCAUGGACACCUCCGCCUUUAAUCCCAGUCGUCGGGGUAACUCCCUUCCCAAAUUCGGGUCGUCCAGCAUGAAGAAAGGGUUGCUGGCCUUCUUUGAGACCUUCAGAAACAAACAGCCAGCAGUGCAGAUGCCCUAGAGAGCUCAGGGUUAUUAAAUGAGGGGAGAAGAACACAGGCUCCCUUUUUAGUUUUUUAAAAGUCCCAAAGUGGAUGGGUAGUUUUAAACAGACAUGAAAUAAUUAACCUGGAAUAGAUUUUCCCUAUUUUAAGGGAUUUGUGAUAUCAGCAAUUAUCACAAUUAUUACAGAUGGUAACAGGCUUUAUAUCACUACACAUGAGGUGCAAUUCUUAACCCUAAGCUACCUUUUCAUACUGUAGAACUUUCUUGCAGCAUCUCUGCAAUACCAGGCCUUGGAAAACAAUGUUUCUAAAGUCAGCAUUUCAGUCGCCAACAAUGUGUUUUAACAUGUUUUUACGGAAAUCGGUAAAGCUGUACAGGAGGUGGCAGUUAACAUGAAUUAGUUCAUUGGAAUUCAAUAUGAAAAAAAAAAAAUCAUUCAAAUGCAGUUGAAAACCCUACUACUUAUUGUAAACUGUUAUUGAAAAGUAAUUUGUGAUUUCAAUAAUGAAUUGCUUGUCUGGCUUAAUAUAGAAAAGUCAUUUAUAGGUAAGAAAAUUGGUGCUGGUUUUUGAAAAUUAGCAAUUCAUGUAGUAUUGAUGUAAUGCUUAUUUACAGGUUUGUCCAGCCUAUACAAAUAUAUUAAGUUGAGUUAUGUAUUUUAUUUAUGUAUUUAUUUUUUACUUUUGUAUAAUUCUAUCAUGUAUCGUAACAGACAUUUUUAAUAGGACAGUUAUAAUUUUCACAGUUUUAGCACCAACUCCAAGAAGUGCUUGAGAGCACAAUUUUGCAUUCAUUCUAUAAUUGUAUCAUUUCUCUAUGGUUUAGGAAAUAAAAUGCACUGUCUGGUUUGUGAAGUCAUAUUCAUCGCAAUUUUUAACAAGGCCCUGACAUUUGUUUUGUAAUAACUGUUGAAUGAUUUAUUACAUAAUAUGACAACAGUCGUUUCAAUUUGCGUCAACAAUUACAAAGUGUGACGGGCUAGUUUUUGAAAAUACAAAUGAACAGAGCAAAUGUAGAGAAAUAUUUAUAUCAAUUAUGUGUAAAUAAAAACCAUAUAUAGCCUUGGCAAUUUGGCCCAGGUUUUUAUUUCAGUAAUUAAGAAAAAAAAAAUAUAUAUAAAAAAAAAA
This is a messenger RNA of Polyodon spathula (Mississippi paddlefish), 2798 nucleotides long. RefSeq names its product amyloid-beta A4 precursor protein-binding family B member 3-like. Gene Ontology annotation, cellular component: nucleus; cytoplasm. The record is from RefSeq and is a predicted model, not a curated record. Bases 245 to 1687 code for a protein of 480 amino acids. Gene Ontology annotation, molecular function: transcription factor binding; amyloid-beta binding. Gene Ontology annotation, biological process: regulation of DNA-templated transcription. Lineage: Eukaryota; Metazoa; Chordata; Actinopteri; Acipenseriformes; Polyodontidae. The transcript is spliced from 13 exons.